Messenger RNA from Microstroma glucosiphilum, 4601 nucleotides. Its product is annotated as large subunit of L-aminoadipate-semialdehyde dehydrogenase. Bases 35 to 4573 code for a protein of 1512 amino acids. Gene Ontology annotation, biological process: L-lysine biosynthetic process. The record is from RefSeq and is a predicted model, not a curated record. Gene Ontology annotation, molecular function: L-aminoadipate-semialdehyde dehydrogenase [NAD(P)+] activity; phosphopantetheine binding. Lineage: Eukaryota; Fungi; Basidiomycota; Exobasidiomycetes; Microstromatales; Microstromataceae. The transcript has a single exon.
CCUGCCAAGAGAUCCUCCACUGCCUGCCUCGACCAUGGCGGUACCGAUGUCUGACCUCAGCCCCAGUGAGCUCCAAGAGCGCCUCGCACGAUGGUCAACGCGACUGCAGAGUCUACCCAGCAUAGCCUUGCCAACCGACUACCCACGCCCAUCCUCGACGCAGUUGGUACAGGCCCUCACCUCCUCUGCGCUCUCUCCUCGCACCAGCAGCGCUCUACUCCGACUGGCACUUCAUCAUGACCUCGAACUGCAUCCCAAUGGACAAGCCGACGAUAGCGAUGAUGUCGACGAAGACGACUCCGGCGCCCCAUUGCCGCCCACCUCUUUCCAUCUCCUCCUCGCAGCAUUUACCGUCCUCCUUCACCGCUUCACCGGCGACACUGACAUCGUCAUCGGCUCUUCUUCGCCCUUUAGCGGAGAGCCACUCAUUCUGAGGAUCCCUAUUGAAGCUGGUGACCCUUUCUGGCAACUGGUACGACGUGUGCAGGCCGUCGAAAUGGAGGCAGCCGCAGACAAUGCCCCCUACGAUGACAUUGUCAGGCGGCUAGAGAGGGAGAAGCUUGAUAGAGAAGGCGGACAAGGCGCGGGAUCUUCAGCCCCUGCUGCGCCCAUCUUCCGAGUGCGCUUCUUCGAUGAGACGAGUGGCUCCACCAAGAACUUUCUGCAGAGCACCAGCCUCACCACGGACCUCACCGUCUUUGUUACCAGGCCUGGGGUACAGCCCACCGCUGAGGACACCGGACUGGACAUGUCCUCCAGCACAGAGACGAUCUCGCAGAACAGUGCGCCCACGUCUGCGAGGAGUGCCGCUCGCGAGCCCCUCACUCCAGCGCUUUCAGUGCACAUCUCCUACAACUCCCUCCUCUUCUCUUCCGCUCGGGUCAAUCUCCUUUUGGCUCAAUUAUCUCAGAUCGUCAACGAAGUAUCCCUCAACCCUUCUGUCGCUGUGGGUACAGUCGGCUUGCGCACCUCGGCCGAGAACGCUUUCCUUCCGGACCCAAAAGCCGAUCUCGACUUCUGUGGUUACAUGGGCAGCAUCACCUCCAUCUUUGAGCGCAACGCAAGGGCCCACCCAGAGAAGAGGGCCAUCGCAGAAAGCCUAGCGUCUGACAACAACGCGGCGCUGGUAGACAUGCCACCACCUGCGAGCAAGAUCCGCAACAUCACUUAUGCCCAGCUGGACAGCGCUAGUAACAUCCUCGCCCACCAUCUCCUCAGGGCAGGCGUGCAGAGGGGAGAAGUAGUCACCACAUAUGCCUACCGAGGCGCCGAUCUCGUGGUCAGCGUACUCGCUACUCUCAAGGCUGGAGCCGUCUUCUCGGUCAUCGAUCCAGCUUACCCCCCCGGGCGUCAGAACAUCUACUUGCAGGUCGCAAAGCCCAGAGCUAUUGUGGUACUGGCGAAGGCAGGCUCUCUUCAUCCAACUGUCCGCAAGUGUAUAGCAGAUGAGCUGGAGGUGAGGGUCGAAGUACCUGCGCUGUGCCUCGCAGGAGACGGGAGUCUCACUGGUGGAGAAGGCAGUGACAAGAGAGACGUGCUCGACGACUGCCAGCAGCUUGGGUCCAAGUCUACAAACAUCCUGCUUGGCCCAGACAGUCCAGCUACCCUGUCAUUCACUUCGGGCUCAACUGGCAUCCCAAAAGGCGUAUUCGGUCGACACUUUUCCCUUACACACUUUUUUCCGUGGAUGGGGGAGCGCUUUGGCAUUGGUGCCAAUGACCGCUUCACAAUGCUGAGCGGUAUCGCCCACGAUCCCAUUCAGCGAGACAUGUUUACUCCGCUCUUCUUUGGAGCCGAAUUGCACGUGCCCACAUCCGAUGACAUAGGCACUCCAGGUCGACUCGCCGAAUGGAUGGCGGCGACCAAUGCAACUGUGACUCACCUCACUCCGGCAAUGGGCCAGCUGCUCUCUGCCCAAGCCAGUGCCUCCAUCCCCACACUACGUAAUGCCUUCUACGUCGGCGAUGUGUUGACCAAACGAGACUGCACUCGACUGCAAGCCCUUGCUUCGAAUGUACGCAUCAUCAACAUGUACGGUACGACAGAGACGCAGAGGGCUGUGUCAUACUUUGCCAUUCCUCCCGUGUCGGAAGCACCUACCUUCCUUGCCACUCAAAAGGACAUCAUGCCCGCUGGGCAGGGCAUGAAGGAUGUUCAGUUACUCGUUGUUAAUCGCAACCAAAGGACUGCUACUUGCGGCGUCGGUGAACAAGGAGAGAUCUAUGUUCGCAGCGGUGGAUUGGCAGAGGGCUACCUAGCCUCGGUCGAAGACAAUGCGGCGAAAUUCAUGCCAAACUUCCUUGCUCCUGAUGUGCACUUCAAGGAUACAUUGGCUGGAACCGAUGUUGGAUCAUUCUGGAAAGGUGUGAGGGAUAGAAUGUAUCGUACAGGUGAUCUAGGAAGAUAUCUUCCCGAUGGGACCGUCGAAUGUACGGGGCGAGCCGAUGAUCAGGUCAAGAUCAGGGGAUUCAGGAUUGAGCUGGGCGAGAUCGACACACAUCUCAGUCGCCACCCUCACGUUCGCGAGAACGUGACUCUCGUUCGAAGAGACAAGGACGAGGAGAAGGUCUUGGUUUCAUACUUUGUGCCUGGUCCUGGAGCCAAAGACUUUGAAGAAGUCAGUAGUGCUGGCGAGGAAGAUGCUGCUGCUGCAACAACGGCCAAAAGCCUUGUCAAGGGUAUGAAGAGGCAUCGCCGCCUCAUCAAGGACAUACGAGAGCAUCUCAAGAAGAAGCUGCCGGCCUACUCGGUGCCUACCCUCUUCGUACCUCUCGGCAGGAUGCCGCUCAACCCAAACGGGAAAAUCGACAAGCCAGCUUUGCCAUUCCCUGACACUGCUCUGGCACAAGAUGCUCUGAGCGGAGCCAGCAAGAAGGCUGGCGCUGAGAGCUCUUCCACUCGCGUGCCGACUAAAACAGAGGAGCGUAUCGUUUCUUUGUGGGAGAAGCUUCUUCCCAACGCAGCACGACCUCUGCCGCUAGACGAAUCAUUCUUCGAUGUCGGAGGGCACUCCAUUCUCGCUACGAGAUUGGUCUUCGAGAUGCGAAAGGCCUUUGUCGUCAAUAUCCCUCUAGGGGUGGUCUUUGACCAGCCAACCAUUGAGGGUCUGGCAGGAGAGGUGGAAAAGAUUCAACAGGGCGCACUGUUAUUGGGUGCUGGUGAAGAUGAAGUUGGCAAGGCUGUUCGUCCAAACGGUCAAGGCGAAAUCGAGCAAGCACUUGCUGGUCAGGACAACUACGCACAAGAUCUCCACACUUUGGUUCGAGAACUUGCCGAGACAUUCACCAGUCCCACAUCACAGUCUACUCAAAAAGUCUUCCUCACCGGAGCUACAGGCUUCUUGGGGGCUUUCAUCCUUCGCGACUUGCUAGCUUCUCGAUCCCAAUACAUUACCAAAGUGUAUGUCCACGUCCGAGCUGCCAGCUCGGAUGCAGCGCUGUCGCGUCUCCGAGAGAGCGGACAGGCUCGCAAUGCUUGGAAUGAGGCAUGGAUCACCGAAGGGAGGCUGAAGGUAGUGUUGGGUGAUCUCACGGCAUCCGCCCGAUUGGGAAUGAGCGAAAACGACUACAUCGAGGUCGCACGAGAAGCUGACGCCGUUCUUCACAAUGGGGCUCUCGUCCAUUGGAUCUACCCUUAUGACAAGCUCAAGGCUGCCAACGUCCUCUCCACCUUGUACUGCUUGCAACUCUGUGGGACUGGCAAGCCCAAGACUAUGUCGUUCGUAUCCUCCACUGCUGCAGUCGAGGCUGAUCACUACGUCAGGCUUUCGGACUCGAUGAGGCAGCAGGGCAAAUUUGAGGGAGUACCCGAGACGGACGACCUGGUAGGGUCUUCACACGGUCUCAAGACUGGAUAUGGCCAGUCGAAGUGGGUCGCAGAGAAGCUCAUCAUGACUGCAGCAUCGAGGGGCCUUCGUGCGAGCAUCGUGCGACCUGGAUACGUUGUCGGUGACUCACGAAGCGCUACCACGAACACAGACGACUUCCUGUGGCGACUUGUCAAGGGAUCAGAGCAAUUGGGACUCAUCCCAGAUAUCCACAACACGAUCAACAUGGUACCAGUGGAUCAUGUCGCUCGCAUCUGUGCUUUGGCAUCUAUACAAGCGAGGAAUGAGGAUGGUAACGUUAAGGGAACAGCUGCACGAGUCUACCAUGUUACCGCGCACCCACCAAUCAGGUACAACGAUCUACUCGGCGCAUUGGCAGUCUACGGGUGGGACGUGCGGAAGACCGAGUACGUGGUCUGGCGUUCCAAGCUGGAAGAUCACGUCCUCGAGACGCAGGACAAUGCUCUUUUCCCCCUGCUCCACUUCGUCUUGGACGAUCUGCCCACCUCCACAAAGGCUGCCGAGCUCGACGAUCGUCACACACAGUCGCUAUUGACUUCCUUCGGAGAGGGCCAAGAGAAUCAGACCGUGAUUGCAGGUGUGGAUCAGGAUCUCGUGGGGUUGUACCUUUCGUGGCUGGUAGCUGUCGGUUUCCUCGAGGCACCUGUAAAGGCAGGAAAGAAGCUUCCUGCUAUCGCUGGUGGUGAGGGUCUAAGAGCCAUUGGUCGGGGCUCUGCAGCGAACUAGAGUGUGCAAUGAAAAGAAUAGAGAACGC